AUGUCGGACCCUAGCAACGAAGACGAUCAACAGCACACCAGACGAAAGAGAUAUGAGAGAAAACAGCACAGACUGUUGCGAAAAGGGAUCGCAAUGAAUAACAAAGCAAUUGCUGAUCUUUCAUUUGGUUCCAAGCAGCAAGCGCCAUACGAGGCGCUGAAGAAGAGCUUCCAAAUACUGCGAAGAGCUGCGACUAAGACUGGUGGCCUUGAUAGAGCAACAUGUGAUGCAGCCAACGUCUGUCACGAUGCUUUUCCACUUCACUUUGCCAGAGAGCAGUCCUUCCAAGAUGGCUACAUCUAUAACAGUCUGCUGUCUAUUGACGAAGAGCAGCUCCCAUCGAACCGAAGGUUUGCCGGUGAUCUAUGCUUUUCUAUCAUCGUAUUCAAUCUGGCAUUGAUCAAUCACAACGAGAGCUUAACUAACAUGAAGAGCAAUAAUGAACAUGGCGCAUUGGCCAGCAACCUGUACAAUCAUGCGAUUGGUGUUCUUGGCCACAUGGAAAACAGAGGGACGACAGCACUUGUCAGGAUAGCAGCACUAAACAACUUGACGCAACUGAGAUUUCAGGUUGGGAAUUAUUCCCUUGCAAGGGAGAGUUUGCAGCAUCUUGCCCUGAUCGUGUCAGCUGGUUCCUUAGAAAAAGACCAACGGGCGAAGCGACCAGUAAUCGAUGAAGAAGCUAAAAAGGGAAUGAUCAUGAAUAUCUUGUCUCUCAGUAAUCAACAUGUCGCAGCUGCCGCUUGA
This is a messenger RNA of Cylindrotheca closterium, 747 nucleotides long. NCBI's taxonomy places the organism in Eukaryota, Bacillariophyta, Bacillariophyceae, Bacillariales, Bacillariaceae. The record is from the annotation of a GenBank genome assembly.